Messenger RNA from Venturia canescens, 1942 nucleotides. It is a transcript of the gene Ublcp1, whose product is annotated as Ubiquitin-like domain-containing C-terminal domain phosphatase 1. Lineage: Eukaryota; Metazoa; Arthropoda; Insecta; Hymenoptera; Ichneumonidae. Bases 284 to 1279 code for a protein of 331 amino acids. Gene Ontology annotation, molecular function: protein serine/threonine phosphatase activity; protein binding. The record is from RefSeq and is a predicted model, not a curated record. Gene Ontology annotation, cellular component: nucleus. Gene Ontology annotation, biological process: protein dephosphorylation. The transcript is spliced from 2 exons.
CAAUGCAGUUUCAAGAUCUGGUUCAAUGUUUAUUAUUUGAGAUUUUUGGUUCGAGCUUCGAAUGACUCGAUCAGCUGUCUGGCGAAAUAAAAGUUCGGCUUAUAACAGACUUUCUCGAGUAAACGAAAUAUUAUUUCAAGAAAAAGGCGAGAAGUGGAAACGUGGAGCUCAAUAAAAAGUGUUCGUGACAAAUCAAAGAUAAGCAGAAUUUUACACGAACGAAUUGCACGAGUUUUCUGAUCAAACAAAAUAACGAGAGUGAAAAAGAACAAAAGGCGAAAAUAUGGAGAAUGAUUUUAGGGUGGUCGUCAAGUGGAGUGGAAAAGAAUAUGAGAUCAGCGAUAUUCUUGAGAGUGAUACCGUCUAUGAUCUCAAGGAACGGAUUUAUAAGGAAACCGGCGUUCGUCCUGAACGACAAAAACUUCUGAAUCUCAAACUGAAAGGAAAAGCGGCGACGGACGAUGACACAAUUGGAAAACUGAGUGUAAAGUCAGGAUUCAAGUUGAUGUUGAUGGGAUCGCGAGAAGAGGACAUAGCCGAAGCGAGUCAAGCACCAGAAAACAUGCCAGAUGUGGUCAAUGAUCUGGACAUAGAAGAGGAAGAGGUGGAGAUUGAAAAAGCUGAAAUAUAUUUAUCAAAGAUUGAGAGGCGUAUACGAGAUUACAAAAUCGAAGAAUUGAAUCCACUGAGAGAAAAUAAAAAGCUUUUGGUGUUGGACAUUGAUUAUACGCUGUUUGAUCAUAGAUCGGUGGCUUCGAGCGGUGCUGAGCUGAUGCGACCAUAUUUGCACGAGUUUCUGACACGUGCUUACGUCAAUUACGAUAUAGUUGUGUGGUCGGCGACUAAUAUGAAAUGGAUAAAUGAAAAGAUGAAAUUGCUUGGUGUUUCGAGACAUCCGGACUACAAAAUAGCAUUUCAUCUUGAUUCAUUGGCAAUGAUAUCAGUCCGCACACCCAAAUACGGUGUUGUGAAUGUGAAGCCUCUUGGUAUUAUUUGGGGAAGAUACAAACAAUUCAGUCCAAAAAAUACGAUUAUGUUUGACGACAUAAGAAGGAAUUUCAUCAUGAAUCCACAGUCCGGUCUAAAAAUAAGACCAUUCAGGGAAGCUCAUUUGAAUCGUGACACCGACAAAGAAUUGCUCAAACUUUCUGACUACCUCGAGCUCAUUGCCAAAGUCGAUGAUUUUCAAACGUUAAAUCACCGCAAGUGGGAAGAUUAUAGAAGUAAAAAACAUCGUCGUGAUGGCAGAAGUGAAAGAGAUGGCAAUCAGAAUAUAUAGUUAACAAGAGCUGAAUGCAAUUUUUUACUUUUAUGGAGAAACACACGGCUAUGAAAAUCCACGUGUACGGUAAAACGCGACUGUCAUCAAAACGCCAAGAAAGCUCAUCCAAUUGCAGCAGAGAAAAAGAUAACAAAAGGAUACAAGAACAAAAUAGUCGUCGGUGAUCCAAUUUUUUGUGAAACUUAGCGACCAACGAUAGAUCAAAUUUUUCUACCUUCGAAGAUGAAAACGAAUGGAAGGGGGUUCUCAAAUGCACGAAUGUGCAUUGUUAACUUCUAUGUUUCUUCUUUCUUCCUCGCCUCUGAGAAAUGAGGAGUGAAAAUGAACAGUUUACGCACUUAGCGUUUUACAUCUUCAUUGUCGGAUAAUGCAACAUUUUUAAAAUUCUUCUGUUGCCUCCGUUGCCCGAAGCCUGGCAUAAAAACUUUUUCUACAUUCAAUUCCGUGAUUUCAUAUACAACCAGAAAAUAUCGAUUUUUGUCCAAAUUGCAAAAAGAUCAGAAAAGGAAGAAAUACUUUGGACGGUGUGGAAGAGAGAGAGAUAUAACAAUGAAUGAGUUUGCAGUAGGUUUUCACGCGACCUCGCUCAAUCGAGCCUUCGCACGACUGUGAUUAGAAAUAACUGGCAAAAUGUUCGUAAUAAAGUCAUUUGAAAUCGCG